AUGACAUUUUUAGAGCGGGUCAAAGAAUUUGACUUCUUUCAGAGGAAAGCCUUCUUUGCCUUAUGCCUGCAUUCUGCUACUUUUGCUCCCUUUUAUGCAGGGAUUUUUUUCCUGGGAUUCACCCCUGAGCAUCGCUGCUCCAGCCCCGGGGUGGCCGAGCUGAGCCAGCGGUGUGGCUGGAGCCUGGAGGAGCAGCUGAAUCACACAGUUCCCGAGUGGGAUGGCCACGGGGCCAGCUUCAGCAGCCGCUGCAGGAGGUACGAGGUGGACUGGAACACCACAGGCAUCAGCUGCACUGACCCCCUCGGCAGCCUGGUGGGCAGUGGGAGCACCGUCCCCCUCGGUCCCUGCCGGGACGGCUGGGUCUACGAUUCCUCAGGAAGCUCUGUCGUGACAGAGUUUAAUCUGGUAUGCGAGGACUCCUGGAAGCUGGACCUCUUCCAGUCGUGUUUUCCAUGCUGGGUUUUUAUUGGCUCCAUGAGCAUUGGCUACAUAGCAGACAGGCUUGGGCACAAACUUUGCCUUCUGGUCACCAAUGUGAUUUCAGGGGUUCUGAUGGCCUUGGAACUGAGCUGCACCUGGAUGGUGACAUCCCACCUGCUCCAGGGACUGGCCAGCGAGGGAGGCUGGCUCACAGGCUCUGUCCUCAGUUAUGCAGUUAGGUGCAAUUGCACCUUCUGGGCAGGGACCCCUGUUUAG
Messenger RNA from Hirundo rustica (Barn swallow), 699 nucleotides. Its product is annotated as solute carrier family 22 member 2-like. The record is from RefSeq and is a predicted model, not a curated record. Lineage: Eukaryota; Metazoa; Chordata; Aves; Passeriformes; Hirundinidae.